Molecule: messenger RNA, 2025 nt
Organism: Fusarium musae
Lineage: Eukaryota; Fungi; Ascomycota; Sordariomycetes; Hypocreales; Nectriaceae
Exons: 3
Coding region: 1-2025 (674 amino acids)
Biological process (GO): regulation of DNA-templated transcription; DNA-templated transcription
Molecular function (GO): zinc ion binding; DNA-binding transcription factor activity, RNA polymerase II-specific; DNA binding
Source: RefSeq, a predicted model, not a curated record
AUGUCCACCCCAGACUCAUCCAAGCCCAAGCCCCACCGGGUCCUCGCUUGCGUUCUCUGCCAACAGCGCAAAGUGAAAUGCGACCGGACGUUUCCCUGCUCAAACUGUGUCAAACAUGGCGCUCAGUGCGUUCCAGCUACUCAGCCCCGACAACGAAGACGACGAUUUCCGGAGCGUGAGUUGCUGGAUAGGUUGAGGAGGUAUGAGGCGUUGAUGAAGCAGAAUAACGUCAAGUUUGAUCCGCUACAUGAAGAUAAUGGGACUGACAAGAGCUCGCCGAAUGAUUAUCACUCUGACAGGGAUCAGGGUGAUGAGGAUGAUUCCCAGGUUAGAUCUGAGGGUGUAGCUGAGGUCAAGUUCUUCGAAACAGCAUUCAGUCACGCCCAAGAUCAAUCCUUCAACAAUGAUGAACACAUGCUUUUCGGCUCCCGCCAAACAGCCGUCGAGCUCUAUACUCUCCACCCAGAACCCGCUCAACUCUUUAGGCUUUGGCAGGUAUACCUUGACAAUGUCAACCCUCUCUUAAAAGUCACGCAUACACCGACUCUGCAGGGUCGUAUCGUCGAAGCUGCGUCAAAUCUCAAAGAAAUUCCUUCCACUCUUGAAGCUCUCAUGUUUGGUAUCUACUGUAUGGCUAUACUAAGUCUUACUGCCGAGGAGUGUGAGACCAUGUUUAAGCAGACUAAGGACGAAUUCUCGACGAGAUUUCAGUUUGGCUGUCAGCAGGCAUUGUUGAACAGUAAUUUCCUCCGUACCGGUAGUCGAGAGUGCUUGACUGCAUUAUUCCUCUAUCUCGUGUCUGUCCGCUCAGCUAGCCACCCAAAAUCCAUCUCAGCCAUGCUCGCCGUCGCAAUGCGCAUCGCUCAACGAAUGGGUCUCCAGAGCGAAAACGUCAACGCCAGAAGCAGCGUUCUCGAAGCAGAAAUGCGCCGCAGACUCUGGUGGUCCCUUGUACUCUUUGAUUCCCGAGUUAGCGCCCUGGGAGAUCACAAACCAACGAGCCUAGCCCCAGGGUGGGAUUGCGCUUUGCCCAUGAACGUCAGCGAUUCUGAACUUCGGGAGGAAACGAAGAACCCGCCAAAGGUCCAAGAGCAAGCUACCGAGGCUAUUUUCGCUGUUGUGAGAAGUGAGAUUGGGGAAUAUACUAGAAACAGUCCGUUUUAUAUCGCGUUUACGAAUCCGUUGAUGAAGCCGUUGGCAAAGAAGCUGCCUGAAAGUGGAGAUGUUGCUUUGGAGAGAAUGAUAGAGGAGAAGUAUCUCAAGUUCUGCGAUGCUGAUAACCGUCUUCACUACAUGACCAUUUGGACAGCGAGGGCUAGUAUCGCAACAUGCCGACUCAUGAACGACUUCCUUGUCUAUCUCGAAACUUCAGCUACAUACAACCAAGCGAAUCACGAAGCGGCAGUCUCCUACGCCAUCGAUUGGCUAGAAUGCGAUGCGAAACUCUCAAGUUCACCUCUAACUAAAGGCUUCCGAUGGUUUCUACAGCUUUAUUUUCCGUUUCCGGCCUAUAUACGAAUUAUCCAGCACUUGAAGACCCAGCCAUUUAGCAGCAUUGCAGAAAGGGGGUGGAAAGUCAUGAAGGAUAAUUAUGAAGCUCGGCAUGAAGGAGCAGAUGUCGACAGAUGGCAUCCCAUCUUCAAACCGUUUGCGAAUAUUGUUCUAUACGCCUGGGAUACGGUCAAGAAAGCUUAUGAUCAAGCUGAAAGGGAGAUUGAAACACCAGAGCUGGUGGACUUUAUCAAUAGAAAGACAGCGGACAUGUCUUUCGAUGGAAACGAACCACCUGAUUCACAACCCCAGGGGAGUGCUGGGAUGGAAAUGGACGGUGUUCAGCUUCAGAUGCCAUUUGGUUUUGGCGACCCGGGUGCAUUUUUCAACCUGGGUGCACAGCCUGGCUUUGACCCCGUCAGUUCGGCACCGUAUAUGGCGGGCGGUGCGCCAUUGACGGUGAAUAUGAACCAGCUUAACUGGAGUUCGAUGAACUGGGGGAUGGCUGGCAUGGGCGACAAUGGAAACUGGUAA